Messenger RNA from Harpia harpyja (harpy eagle), 1404 nucleotides. RefSeq names its product granzyme M-like. The record is from RefSeq and is a predicted model, not a curated record. NCBI's taxonomy places the organism in Eukaryota, Metazoa, Chordata, Aves, Accipitriformes, Accipitridae. Gene Ontology annotation, biological process: proteolysis. Gene Ontology annotation, molecular function: serine-type endopeptidase activity.
GCACCGGGGUCGCUGUGGGUGGUUUUCCACCCCUGCAGGUGUUACCCUGUGGGUGUCUCUUCCCCUUCCUGGCCCCCCCCGCAACCUCUUAGCGGGGGUCCGUGCCCCGCUGCCACCCUGCGCCGCUUUCACACGUGACGUGGCACCUCCUCUGCCACCGUGGAGCUCGGCGUGGAGUGCGGCAGCAUCGUUGUCGCGGAGGGAUGCGGAGCAGGAGGGUGCUGCCAGCCCGCAGCGGGCGAGGGAUGGGGGCGAGGGGCAGCCUGGGGCGGCUGCUGCUGCUGCUGACUCUCCCUUUGGCCGAGCCGGGUGAGCGCCGGGGCGGGGGGUCUGGGGUGGCCAGCGGGGUCUUGGCAUCACUGGCCGGGGCGGGUGGCAGCCGGCUUGCAGGGAUGGGGUUGCUGGAUGCGCUGGGGGGACAGGGGGUGUUGGUUGGGGACCCUCCUUUUCCCUUUUGGUGGGGCAGCCGACUGGUGGCGGCACGACCGGGACAGACUCUCCUCUCCCCGGCAGCGUGGGGCCGGCUCCGGCUGUCGGUCAUCGGGGGACACGAGGCCGAACCCCACUCCAGGCCCUACAUGGUGUCCAUCCAGUUCGGGGGGGUUCACGCCUGCGGGGGAGCGCUGCUGCACAAGCGGUGGGUGCUGACGGCCGCCCACUGCUUCCCUCGGGGGACGAGCGCCGUCGGGACGGCGGUGGUGGGGCUGCACAGCCUGCGGGAGCGUGGGGCGGCCACGCAGACCUUCCCCAUCCGGGCAGCGUGUCCCCACCCCGGCUACGACCGCCGGACGAUGGAAAACGACCUUCUCCUGCUCCAGCUGGAGGGGAAGGUGACGCUGAGCAGGACGCGGCGGCUCAUCGGGCUGCUGGGGCGGGAGCCGGCGGCCGGGACGGCGUGCAGCCUGGCGGGCUGGGGGGCCCGCAGGCACGGCGGGCUCUCGCCCACGCUGCAGGAGCUGGAGGUCGCGGUGCUGGACACGCAGAUGUGCAACAACAGCCGCUUCUGGAAUGGUGACAUUGCCCCCACCAUGAUCUGCUUCCAGGGACACCACAGAGGCUCGGCACCCUCCAAGGGUGACUCCGGGGGACCCUUGGUGUGCGGGAAACGGGCGGCGGUGGCCGGCGUGCUGUCCUUCACCAGCCCGGACGUCACCGACCCUUUCAAGCCGCCGGUCGCCACCUCGGCUGUGAAGCACAAGAACUGGAUCCGGAAAACGCUGCGGAGGGGCUGCGGCUCCCCCCAGCCCGGGCGCACGGGACAGACAGACCACCCCGUCCUAUUUACACAGGUUGGCUUUUAAUUCUUAAUACUGUCCAGAGUCCCGGUAAAAUAACAUCCUUAGUACAUACAUACAGCGAUGGGGGGGAGCAGGGCACCGCGAAACCUGGCCGGAUUGUCCGCAG